Molecule: messenger RNA, 1452 nt
Organism: Moneuplotes crassus
Lineage: Eukaryota; Ciliophora; Spirotrichea; Euplotida; Euplotidae
Source: the annotation of a GenBank genome assembly
UUGCGGUCGAAUGGAAGACAUCCAAAUGGAAGAAGAUGCCAGAGUAUUUGAAUUCGCUGAGUUCUGAACUAUAAGAGAUGAACACUGGGUCCAGUUUAAGGAGAUCCUCCAAAGAAUCCAAGAAGGGACGCUUGAAGAGAUAAUAGAUCAUUUCCAUGAGCUUUUCUACCUAGCACAAAAACUGAUCUGGUACAGGAACCACAAGCAAAGGAAGCUCAAAGGGUUCUUGGAACUGAAAGACUUCAUCAUUAAUGAAACAGGUCAAGAGGAAAGCUUUGUUGAAGUUAUGCAUUUCAUUGCAGCCAGAGCUCUAGAUGUGAAGGAUAUGUUCCCUGAAGACAAAGUCAGAAUCCUUUCGAAAAACCAGCAGGCUUGUGAGAACUAUACCUCUGUUCAGAUCAGUUGAGCAAUCGCUCACGGGUUCUUCUGCUUGAUCCCGGGACAAGACAAAUUCCUUGACUUGCCAUUCCCGAUGAAUUUCAAUAUGUGGCAUGAGGAUAAGAGCAAGCUUGGGCUAGAGAAACUGAAGUUUUACUACAACUAUUUCAACUCGCAGUGCUCGAUGCCUGAGGACGAGAGAUACAUCAGCUUUGAAAGGAAGUUCAUUUCAGAGCUCGACUAUGAUAAUCUUGAAAAUGAUGUAUGGUCUAAUUCUGAUACAACCUUAACAAGCGUCUUUUUCGAUGAGAAAGGAAGAAUCGAGGAAGAUGAGGGCUCCCUAAUGGUCGAUUUCGCUAACAAGUUCAUCGGCGGUGGCUGUAUGAACCUCGGGUGUGUUCAGGAAGAGAUUCUCUUCCUGAUUUACCCAGAACUGCUCAUGGCUCUCAUAUUGUGCCCCAAAAUGGAGAAAUAACGAAGCUAUAAUGAUUAAAGGGCCUAAAAGGUACAGCAAUUAUACCGGAUAUGGAUUCUCGACAGAAUAUACAGGCCCGUUCGAUGAUAAGCAGCCACUAGAUUCUGACAGCAGGAUUGAGAGAGUUUUCACAGCAAUUGAUGCAAUUUAUUUCGGAAGCACCCAGCACGAAUACUCACAGUUUGGCAAGAAAUCAAUUUUAAGAGAACUCAAUAAGGCAUUGAUAGGUUUCACUAAAUUCUCAGGCGAAGAAGACGAUGACAAAAUGGUCCUUAGUACUGGAAACUGGGGGUGUGGCGUCUUUAACGGAAACUGUGAACUCAAAUUUCUUAUCCAAUGGAUGGCAGCAAGCUUUCAUGGUCGAAACAUGAAAUAUUUCACAUUUGGGGAUGAAAAAUGAGAAUUCCUAGGACAAAUAGUCAAAGAGUGCAAAGGAAAGUCCAUUAAGGAAAUCUAUGAGCUUCUGCUAGGUCACAGUGCUUACCUUAAAGCUCAUAGCAAAACCAAAUCCUGGAAGCCAGAGAAAGAUUUGAUCAGCAAGUUUAUCACAAACAUUUAUUACAGAAGAGCGUUCUAAAGAUUAGCGUUCAAAAUCGGCC